Molecule: messenger RNA, 4351 nt
Organism: Pieris rapae (cabbage white)
Lineage: Eukaryota; Metazoa; Arthropoda; Insecta; Lepidoptera; Pieridae
Gene: Polr3A
Product: DNA-directed RNA polymerase III subunit RPC1
Exons: 27
Coding region: 133-4290 (1385 amino acids)
Biological process (GO): DNA-templated transcription
Molecular function (GO): DNA binding; DNA-directed RNA polymerase activity
Source: RefSeq, a predicted model, not a curated record
GCUGCUGUCAGCUGAUAUGACAGCUGGGUUUGUUUUUAUUUAAAUAUAUUUCACUAAAUAAAUCUUUAUAUUGAUAUAAAUGAGAAAAAAUGUGAAUAUAAUUUAGAAAAUUAAAUAACAAAUCUAUUCAAAAUGCCUAAAGAACAAUAUCGAGAGACUUAUGUCGGAAAAAAAAUAUCCCAUGUAACAUUUAAUGUAGACAGUCCAUCUGAUAUUCAGCUAGCAGCUCACAUACAAGUGAUUACGAAAAACUUGUAUACACAAGAUGGCCAAAGAGUACCAGCUACAUAUGGAGUGCUGGAUAGAAGAAUGGGAACAAAUCAAAAAGAUGCAAAUUGUGAGACAUGUGGUCUGGGAUUAGCAGAUUGUGUUGGACACUAUGGUUACAUAGAGCUGGCUCUACCAGUAUUUCAUGUUGGAUAUUUCAGAUCUGUUAUUACUAUACUACAGACUAUAUGUAAGACCUGUGCUAAAGUAAUGCUGGCCGAGCCACUGAAAAAAUCAUACAGAAGAAAAUUCAUGAAUCCUGAAAUCUCCUAUCUGCAUAAGAAAAAUCUUAGAGCAGCGGUCUUAAAGAAAUCGAAGACAUGUAACAAAUGUCCACACUGUGAAGCCCUUAAUGGUGUUGUUAAAAAGAGUUCUGCCGGUAUUUUGAAGAUAGUUCAUGAGAAGUAUAGAGCUAAAAAGCCCACAGAUCCUUUGGUGAAGAAGGUUUUAAGCGAGUUCAAUGAAGCAAAAGAAGCAAAUAAGGAAAUAGCUGGGAUAAUAAAUAGCGGCUUGAUUAUUGAGAUGAAUCCCUUGGAGGUGCAAAAUUUAUUCCGACGUAUCCCCGAUGAAGAUGUACCUCUCCUUGGUAUGAGUGUCAAAAAAUCCCGACCUGAAGAUCUUAUUCUUACAAGGCUUCCAGUUCCGCCGCUCUGCAUCCGACCAAGUGUAGCUUCUGAUAUGAAGGCUGGCACUAACGAAGACGACCUAACAAUGAAACAGUCCGAGAUCCUCCUAAUCAAUGACGUCAUAGCUCGUCACGUGGCCAGCGGAGGCAAGUCCGAGAUGGUGCAAGAGGACUGGGAUUAUUUGCAGCUCCAUUGCGCAUUGUAUAUCAACAGCGAGAUGUCCGGGAUUCCUUUAUCGAUGCAGCCGAAAAAACCGGGUCGCGGACUAGUGCAGAGACUGAAAGGCAAGCAGGGAAGGUUCCGAGGAAAUCUAUCUGGAAAGCGAGUUGACUUUUCUAGCAGAACUGUUAUUUCGCCAGAUCCUAAUCUGCAGAUACAGGAGGUCGGAGUCCCGGUGCACGUAGCAAAAAUUCUUACAUAUCCAGAACGUGUAUUUCCGGCGAAUCUUCAGUGGCUCCGGAAACUCGUUUGUAACGGACCGGACGUACAUCCUGGCGCAAAUUACGUACAACAGCGUGGAUUCAGCCACAAAAAGUUCCUGAAAUACGGUAAUAGGGAGAAAAUUGCGCAGGAGUUGAAGUGCGGUGAUAUAGUGGAGCGCCAUCUCGUGGACGGAGACGUAGUCUUGUUCAAUCGCCAGCCUUCUCUUCAUAAGCUAUCCAUCAUGUGCCACCGAGCGAAGGUUCAACCUCAGAGGACAUUCAGGUUUAAUGAAUGUGUCUGCACACCGUACAACGCGGAUUUCGAUGGUGACGAGAUGAACAUGCAUUUGCCGCAAACGGAGGAGGCCAGGGCCGAAGCACUUAUUCUGAUGGGAAACAAAUCAAACUUAGUAACCCCAAGAAAUGGAGAGCUUCUCAUUGCAGCAACCCAAGAUUUUAUAACAGGAGGGUAUUUGAUCACCCAAAGGGAUACGUUCUUUACCAAAGCCGAAGCUCAGCAGUUAGCCAGCUGUCUUCUGGCAGGACCUGACUGUAAUAUGAGGAUAGAUAUGCCUCCACCAGCCAUUCUUAAGCCGAGGAAGCUUUGGACUGGUAAACAGAUAUUUAGUCUAAUAUUGAGACCAAACAAGAUAUGCGAGGUGAAAGCAAACUUAGAGACGAAAGGCAAGAACUAUACGGGGAACAAGGAUAUGUGUGUCCAAGACUCGUAUGUGAUAAUCCGCAAUUCUGAGUUACUGUGUGGAUCGAUGGACAAAAGCACUUUGGGUUCUGGUACUAAAACCAGUGUCUUCUAUAUCCUCUUGCGGGAUUGGGGAGAAGAGUACGCUGUUAGGGGCAUGUGGAGGUUAGCCCGAAUGGCGUCAUACUACAUGAUGAACCGCGGAUUCAGUUUCGGCAUCAUUGACGUGACUCCGGGCAAGAAGCUCGUGGAAGCGAAAAAUAAAUUACUUGAGUCUGGAUACUCAAAAUGCGACGGAUAUAUCCUGGAGAUGGAGAAAGGCACUCUGCAGUGUCAGCCAGGGUGCAGCAUGGAGGAGACCUUGGAAGCUGUCAUGCUGAGUGAGCUUAGCAGCAUUAGAGAGUUAGCGGCGAAGGCUUGCUUCAGAGAGUUACACCCGACGAACGCACCCCUCAUCAUGGCCCAAAGUGGAUCUAAAGGUUCGAACAUCAAUAUAUCUCAAAUGAUCGCGUGCGUAGGUCAACAAGCUUUGAAUGGCAAACGAGUGCCAAACGGCUUCGAAGAUAGGUCGUUGCCUCAUUUCGAAAGACAUUCAAAGAUACCAGCGGCCCGAGGCUUCGUUGAAAACAGCUUCUACACUGGCCUCACUCCUACCGAGUUCUUCUUCCACACGAUGGGAGGUAGAGAGGGACUGGUCGAUACUGCUGUCAAAACUGCUGAGACUGGAUAUCUGCAGAGGAGAUUGGUUAAGUCCCUAGAAGACCUGGUACUCCACUACGACAUGACAGUCCGUAAUGCGACCAGCGAAGUCGUACAGUUCCAGUACGGCAGUGAUGGACUGGAUCCCAGUUAUAUGGAGGGAAAAGACAGGCCGGUAGACCUGCCCAGGGUGCUGGCUGAUGUCCGCGCACAGUGUUUGGAUAGGGAUGAAGAGCCUCUAGACGGAGACGGCAUUUUGGUGGCUGCAGAGGAGACAUUGGCUUUAGACGAUUUUAAGAACUGCACUCCCGAUUUCAAGACUGAAUUGUUAACGUUCCUUAAAACGAUAGCGGACAAAGUACGCAUUUUACGUGCGAAGUACGCAACCUGCGGGCUCGUGUCAAAGCAGUUGGAGCGUUUGACACUGACGCAACUGGUUCGGUUCUUGCGCGUGUGUCACGACAAAUAUCAACGGAGCGUCAUCGAACCUGGGACCGCUGUUGGAGCGCUUGCGGCACAGAGUAUUGGUGAACCGGGAACUCAAAUGACGCUGAAAACUUUCCACUUCGCGGGUGUGGCCUCCAUGAACAUUACACAGGGUGUUCCCCGUGUUAAAGAAAUCAUUAACGCCUCUAAAAACAUUUCUACACCCAUUAUCACAGCCGAGCUGACCGAAUCCUACGACCAGGAGUUCGCUAGGAGAGUCAAAGGAAGAGUGGAGAAGACUACGUUGGGAGAGAUCACCCAUUCAAUUGAAGAAGUGUAUCUUCCGUCAUCGUGUUUCCUCUUAAUCAGACUUGAUGCGGAACGUAUCCGCCUUCUAUGUUUGGAAGUCAACGUGCACUCUAUCAUUUAUUCUAUCUGCACGUCAAAGUUGAAAAUAAAGCAGGCUAAUAUCGAGCCGGUGUCAGAAUGGGCCAUAAAAGUUUUCGCCGAACCGACCAAACACUGCGGGUGGUUGAAUAUGGCGUUACAGCAACUGGCGAGGCAACUGCCCGCGGUCAUUGUUAAGGGAUUGCCCCGAGUUAGUCGAGCGGUUAUUGCCUGUGACGACACUGCGAGUAAGGCGAGAUAUAAACUAUGCGUGGAAGGAGACGGCUUGCGGGACGUAAUCGCCACGUAUGGCGUUGAUGGGAGGAAGACGUCGUCUAAUAAUAUUCUGGAGGUAUUUCAAACCCUGGGGAUCGAAGCCGCAGUAUCCACCAUCAUCAGCGAAAUUCAGGGUGUGAUGGCAGGUCACGGGAUGUCCGUAGACAGACGGCACGUGGCCCUUCUCGCGGCUCAGAUGUGCGCAAGGGGAGAAGUCCUAGGGAUCACCAGAUACGGUCUCGCCAAGAUGAAGGACUCCGUGCUCAAUUUGGCCAGUUUCGAGAAAACAGCAGACCACCUCUUCGACGCAGCAUACUACGGUCAGAGGGACAGCAUCGAGGGUGUCUCCGAAUGCAUCAUUCUCGGUGUUCCCGCUGCUAUCGGAACCGGUUUGCUGCAAUUGCUGCACAAACACGAGCAGCAACAGACGCGGACCAAGGAGUUGCUGUUUGAUUCUCCAGAUUUGCAUUCUUCCAUAUGGGAAUAGAUUCUGGUGUUAUUUUCACUACGACGAAGAUGUUACGUUAAGAUUAAAUGUUUUUAAAUUA